AUGUUUUCAUGGGACGAAGAAGGUUUGCCCUUUGGGGACAUGGGAUGCUCUUUUCACUACCGCAACGACGAUUGCAAGGAGAAACCAUACGAUCUUCCUCCCCUGUAUGUAUCUUCUCUUACGUGCUUUCCCAGCCUUAAAAUCCUUAAGAUGGUAGUUAUCAAUGGCAACGGGCCCGAAGGUGGUAGAAAUCCUGUUUAUUGGGUAGAGAUACCAAAAGGUAAUCUUUUUCAGUAUCCGCCCGCAUAG
Molecule: messenger RNA, 249 nt
Organism: Encephalitozoon cuniculi GB-M1
Lineage: Eukaryota; Fungi; Microsporidia; Unikaryonidae
Exons: 1
Coding region: 1-249 (82 amino acids)
Source: RefSeq, marked provisional